ACUCAACAGGAUGAGAUAUAUAUAUUGUAUUAUAUAUUAUAUAUAUAAUAUAUAUGUGCAUAGGAUGCAGUGGAAGAAGAAUGAGAAACAUCUGGCAUGGUGGUGAGACCUGAGGGAGUCAGGAGUUUCCCAGGUGAAGGAGGCAGGGGAAAGGUGCCCCAGAAGAGGAUAUGUCAGGAGUAAAGGUGUGAAGGUGCUAGUGUUCUAAAUCAGAAUAAAUUUAGUAAAUAGAAGGUACCUGAAUAUUCACAUGCACAAAAUUUACUAGCAGUCUUAUAUCAUUUUGACCUUGCUUUUUUUCUAGCUCAGUCUGAAGAAAAGCUGGGCUAAAAAUAGCUCCUGGUACAGUGAUAAAGCAUCCAAGUAACGAUUUCAAGGAGAAAGUUAAGACUAGAUUUAGUUAUUUGGCAAACACUAACUUACAAUAUUGAUGUGCUAAUAAGAAAUCAUCUUACUUAUUAAAGCAGAUCCUUAGAGGCCUGUUUUUGUUCCUCUUACUGGAAUAUCAAUUCCAUGAGGACUUUAAUUCACUGUUUUCUCAGGGCCUAGAACAGUACCUGACAUAUAUUAGAAGCUCAGUAAAUAUUUGGUAUAUAAAGGAAUGAAUCCUAGGCUAUUAUGCUAAAAGUCACUGUGAAUGCUUAAACCAUAUUAGAAAUGUAUUUUUUAAAAAUUCAAGAAUUCAUUCAUUUCCGUUAUUCAGACUAGCCUUUUCUCCAGUGUCUGAGAUACCUAUUGCUAUAUAACAAACUAUCCUAAAACUUAGUGAUUAAAAAAAAUUAUUGCUUAUGAUUUUGUGGAUCUGGAGUUUGGGCAGGGCUUAUUGGAGACAACUUUUUUCUAUUCCACAUGGUAUUGGCUGGGGGUAGAGGGUUCACGAUGGCCUCACCUCCAUGUCUGGGGCCUUGAUACUAGCUGUUACCAAGGAAGCCUCAGUUUUCUUCCAUGUGGUCUCUCAUUAUUUACUAGACUAGGUUGAGCUUCCUUACAUGGUACUGAGAUUGUUCCAAGGUGAAAACAGAAGUUGUAAGAUAUCUUAAGGCCUUGAUCUGAAAGUUAUACACUGUCAGUUAUGCCACAUUCUUCUUCUUCUUCUUUUUUUUUUUUUUGAGACAGAGUCUGGCUCUGUCGCCCAGGCUGGAGUGCAGUGGCACCAUCUUGGCUCGUUGCAACCUCCACAUCCUGGGUUUAAGCAAUUCUCAUACCUCAGCCUCCCAAGAAGCUGGGAUUACAGGCAUGUGCCACCAUACCCAGCUCAUUUUUGUAUUUUUAGUAGAGAUGGAAUUUCGCCAUGUUGCUCAGGCUGGUCUCAAACUCCUGGCCUCAAGCAAUCCACCCGCCUUGGCCUCCCGAAGUGUUGGGAUUACAGGCAUGAGCCACUGCACCUGGCCAGUUCUACCAAAUUAUGUUGGUCAAAGCAAGUCACAGGACCAGCUCAGAUUUAAGUGGAAGGGAAAAGAUUCUACUUUUUGAUUGGAGAAUGUCAAGUUCCUAUAGCAAAGUGGCAUGAGAUGGAAGGUAUUGUUGCAGCUAUCUUUGGAAAUAGUGUGCUACAGUCUGCCCUCUGAACAUAACAAUUCACAUUUCUUCCACGUGCAGAAUAUACUUACUCCUCUCUUAGAAGUCUUAUCCCAUUGUGGCAUCAACCUGGAGUCCCGUAUCUUUUCAUCCAACUAAAGUCCAGAUGCAUAUGAGAUUUCUUAGGCACAGCUGCUCCAGUACAGCUUCUUUAGAUCUAGAAAUCUGUGAAUGAAAAUAUAAGUUACCUGCCUCUGUCUCCCAUCCCCCAUCCAACAUACAGUGGUGAGACAGGGGCAAGAAAACUGUAGUAGAUGCUCUCAUUUAAAAAGAGGAAGGAUUGGAAGCACUGUUCCAUAGCAAUUUUGAAAUUCAUCUGGGCACAUGUUACUAAGUCUCUUACCCCAUGUAUCAAAAAUAUACCUUGAAUAGCCUUUUCACAAGAUGGCGCCGAAAGCAAAGAAGGAAGCUCCUGCCCCUCCUAAAGCUGAAGCCAAAGCAAAGGCUUUAAAGGCCAAGAAGGCAGUGUUGAAAGGCGUUCACCGCCACAAAAAAAAGAAGACCCGCACGUCACCUGCCUUCUGGUGGCCCAAGACACCACGACUCCGGAAGCAGCCCAAAUAUCCUCGGAAAAGCACCCCCAGGAGAAACAAGCUUGACCACUAUGCUGUCAUCAAGUUUCCAUUGACCACUGAGUCUGCCAUGAAGAAGACAGAAGACAACAACACACUUGUGUUCAUUGUGGAUGUUAAAGCCAACAAGCACCAGAUCAAAAAGGCUGUGAAGAAGCUCUAUGACAUUGAUGUGGCCAAGGUCAACACCCUGAUUCAGCCUGAUGGAGAGAAGAAAGCAUAUGUUCAACUGGCUCCUGAUUACAAUGCUUUGGAUGUUGCCAACAAAAUUGGGAUCAUCUAAACUGAGUCCAGAUGGCUAAUUCUAAAUAUAUGUAUAUCUUUUCACCAUAUACAUGCCUCUGUCAAUUUCUGGUUGGGCUGGGAGGCCAUAUACAGGCAUUGACAUUGUAACAGGGCUUGGUCAAGACUCUUGUUUUACUUAUGCUUUUGGAAUACUCACCCUGCCACUCCACCAUGUUUGAUCACUCCAGAGAUCUAUGUGACUAGAGUUAGCAUCAUAGGAAAACCAGAACUCAGAACUUGCCUCCAUGGUUGAGGGUAACAAGAAGCUUUAGAAGAACCCCUUUUAUCCCUGGAAGAGGCUGUGUGUGAAACCAAUGCCCAGAGUUUGAAGGGUAUUAGCAUCCAUUUCAGGCGAGUGUGGGUUGGCUGGCUUUCAUGUAGCAUUUUGUCCUCAUACACCCAUCUACUAUGGUCCAACUGGUCUGUCUGCUUCCCUCACUCCUUGUGCAAUAAAGAACAAGGACUUCAAAAAAAAAAAAAUAUAUAUAUAUAUAUAUACCUUGAAUAGUGCCCAGUUCUGCUCUUUGAGA
Messenger RNA from Gorilla gorilla gorilla (western lowland gorilla), 2965 nucleotides. Its product is annotated as large ribosomal subunit protein uL23-like. The transcript has a single exon. Gene Ontology annotation, cellular component: ribosome. The coding region runs from base 1963 to 2433 and encodes 156 amino acids. NCBI's taxonomy places the organism in Eukaryota, Metazoa, Chordata, Mammalia, Primates, Hominidae. Gene Ontology annotation, molecular function: structural constituent of ribosome. The record is from RefSeq and is a predicted model, not a curated record. Gene Ontology annotation, biological process: translation.